This is a messenger RNA of Spirodela intermedia, 6975 nucleotides long. The record is from the annotation of a GenBank genome assembly. Lineage: Eukaryota; Viridiplantae; Streptophyta; Magnoliopsida; Alismatales; Araceae.
AUGGAGACUGGCAGCAGCGUAUACAGGGUCGGGAGCCUGAGACAGAACAGCUGGAGCGAAGCCGAGGACGUCUUCUCCAGGUCGUUCAGGGAGGAGGACGACGAAGAGGCGCUGAAAUGGGCGGCCCUGGAGAAGCUCCCCACUUACAGCUGCAUAAGGAAGGGCAUCCUCGUCGGCGCCGAAGGCGAGCACAGGGGGAUCGAGAUCAAGGACCUCGGGAACCAGGAGAGGAAGACCCUGCUCGAGAGGCUGGUCAGGAUUGCCGACGAGGACAACGAAAGGUUCCUGUUGAAGCUCAGAAAUCGCAUUGAUCGGUAAGUAAUGUAUAAACCCUCGUCCUCUCUUGUGACAGUUUCUGAUUCCGGUCGUCGCCUAGAAUCAUCUCCCCUGGAAACUUUUUUGCGGAAGACCGAGCUUGUUUUUUUUCCCCUGGUUCGUAUCAGGGUGGGUAUCGAUCUUCCGACGAUCGAAGUGCGUUUCGAGGACCUCAACAUCACAGCGGAGGCUCACGUGGGGGGGAGAGCGCUGCCUACCGUCUUCAACUCCGUCAUGAACAUCCUAGAAGUAGAGCUUUUCUCGAAGGAUUCAACAAUGGCGCUGUGGUUUCCCCCCUGCGGGCCUGAUUCGAACGCUAGAGUUUUUGCAGGUGGCGGCGGCCGGGCUCCGCAUCCUGUCCAGCAGGAAGAGGCCGAUCUCCAUCCUUCACAAUCUCAGGGGCAUCAUCAAACCUUGCAGGUGUGGAAAAUGAGAAUGAUCGAGCUCCCUCGCUCCCAAAGCCUAUGGCUUUCACAAUUUCCCCUAAGCUCAGUCUUUACUGUUCUUCAGGAUGACUCUGCUUUUGGGUCCCCCGGGCUCUGGGAAGACAUCAUUUUUGCUGGCUCUCGCUGGGAAGCGGGGCUCAGACGUCAAGGUCCCUUCUUGCUCUCGUUCUUCUACGUCUUCAUGAUUCUCUUCCACCGAUUUGUCGGCUGAGUUGCGAGCUCUGCGUUUUUUGGGGAGAGAAGGUUUCUGGGAAAAUAACGUACAAUGGGCAUGGACUGGACGAGUUCGUCCCGGAAAGAACAUCCGCCUACGUCAGUCAGUAUGAUAUCCACAUCGGGGAGAUGACUGUUCGGGAAACGCUCGACUUCUCUGCCAGAUGUCAGGGCGUAGGAACGCCCUACGGUGAGCUCUGUUCCACCUGGUUUCUACCUGAAACUGCCUCGUAUACUACGAAUUACAUAAUUUCCUACUGUGAUCGCAGAGAUACUGUCGGAGUUGUCGAGGAGAGAGAAGGCCGCCAACAUCAAGCCAGAUCCCGACAUCGACGUCUUCACGAAGGUAAGAACUCUUCGUUAAGACUGCCCUCUCUCUCUCAAAUUCGCUUGUGGGACUGACGGCUUACUUCCCCAAAACAGGCGAUUGCAAUGGAAGGCCAACAAGCCAGCGUAGUGACAGACUACAUCCUCAAGGCAGGUCUCCGAUUACCUUUGCAACUUUCUCAGUUCCAUCGUUGACUCCUGGCUUCUUAUUCAAUACGAAGCUUCCUCCUGCAGAUCCUAGGGUUGGACAUCUGUGCUGACACCAUGGUAGGUGAUGAGAUGGUGAGGGGUAUCUCCGGGGGCCAAAGGAAGCGCGUCACCACAGGUAGAGAGCGAGCGAGCGAGAGAGAGAGAUAGUUCUGAAGACCCUUCUUCCAUUCUUUUUCUCCCUAUUAAAGAAGCCUCCGCUGAACCAUCGCAGGGGAGAUGAUGGUUGGACCCGCGAGAGCUCUGUUCAUGGACGAGAUAUCAACCGGUCUGGAUAGCUCGACCACCUUCCAGAUCGUAAAGGCUCUGAGGCAGUCAAUCCACAUCCUCGGGGGAACUGCCCUCAUCUCGCUGCUCCAGCCGGCGCCGGAGACGUACGACCUCUUCGACGACAUCAUCCUCCUCUCCGAUGGGCAGAUCGUCUACCAAGGCCCCCGCGAGGAUGUCCUCGAGUUCUUCGAGUUCAUGGGCUUCAAGUGCCCUGAGAGGAAGGGCAUCGCCGACUUCCUUCAAGAGGUCAGCGUCUCCCCUGUUUCCGUGAAAACUUUUCGAUGAUCUUCUCGGAAGGCAAAGUUCGAAAUUUUAUCUUGAAAAUCUUCUCCAGGUGACGUCGAGAAAGGACCAAGGGCAGUACUGGGCCCGCCACGGGGAGCCUUACCGAUUCGUGCCGGUGAACGACUUCACCGAUUCCUUUAAGGCCUUCCAUGUGGGGAAGGAUGUGACGAAGGAGCUCGCGGUGCCGUUCGACAGGACCAAGAGCCACCCUGCGGCUCUGACCACGUCCAAAUACGGCGUCAGCAAGAAGGAGCUACUGAAGGCUUGCAUCGAGAGAGAGCUGCUUCUCAUGAAGCGGAAUUCCUUCGUCUACGUUUUCAGGUCCUUCCAGGUACUGGUUCUCCUCCCUUCCCCUUCCUGGUCCUCGUCUGGCUCUCUGAUCCUGUCUCCUAAUUAACUCAGAUUCUCCUACUGAGCUUCCUCACCACGACGGUUUUCCUGAGGACGAAGAUGCCUCGGGACUCGGUGGCUGAUGGAAACAUCUUCAUGGGAGCACUCUUCUUCUCCGUCAUCAUCGUUAUGUUCAAUGGGUUAGCGGAGCUCGCCAUGACCGUAGCCAAGCUCCCAGUUUUCUACAAGCAGAGGGACCUUCUGUUCUACCCCGCAUGGGCCUACGCCCUGCCGUCGUGGGUGUUGAAGAUCCCCAUAACCUUCGUCGAAGUUGCAGUCUGGGUGUUCGUGACCUACUACGCCAUCGGUUUCGAUCCGAGAGCAGCAAGGUGAAGGCCCCCAUGGAUUUUGAACAUCAGGACCUUUGAUCCCCGACCGUAUCGGCCUUGACCUGGGAAUUCCUCUUUAUUCAGAUUAUUCAAGCAAUACCUUCUGCUUCUUCUGACGAGCCAGAUGGCGAAUGGUCUUUUCCGGCUGGUGGCUGCGCUGGGCGGAAACAUGGUGAUCGCAAACACGUUUGGAUCUUUCGCCGUGCUCGUCGUGAUGGUGCUGGGUGGGUUCGUUCUCGCUCGAGGUAGGAUCCGACGAACAGGCUAGAUGAACCGUUUCGUCCGGAACUCCUCCACACAGAUAGGUGAUGACCCGUUCUCUUUCCUCGUACAGAUAAUGUGAAGAAAUGGUGGAAAUGGGGGAUGUGGGUCUCUCCUAUGAUGUACGCGCAGUACGGGGUCUUCAUCAAUGAAUUCCUCGGCAAAAGCUGGAGCAAGGUGAGCGGUACGAGAGCUGCCAGGAUAGCGCCUAAUUUUAUGAGAUUGAUUGACCUUCAAACUACGUUAGAUUAAGUUUAGCUCUACUCACUGCCAAUUGAUUUAAGAGUUCGUCAUCGGAUGACCCGAUCUUCAAAUUGAGCCUAUUACGGAUAUAAUAUUAGAUUUAUUUUCAAUCAAUGAUCGCGGGGUUAUUCUUGUGGUGUUUGAUACAGCCAUCUGGCGCGCAUCUCCCUUCUGAAGUUCACGUGACGCUAUUUUGUAGAAUAUUUUCGGAUCAAAUCGAAUCUUUGGAGUUUUUAACUGAAACAUAUACUACUUGCACCUGAGUUUGACUUUGAUGACCAGAAUAUUUUCCUCUGGUCUAGCCUUUAGUCAAGGGGAGCUAAUGCCCGUGCUUGACAUGAUAUGGACUCCACAGAUUCUCCCGGGAACCACAGAGCCUCUAGGAAUCUUAGUCUUGAGGUCCCGCAGCGUCUUCACUGAAGCAAAAUGGUAUUGGAUUGGAGUGGGAGCACUCGCUGGAUACAUGCUUUUGUUCAACGUCUUUAUCACUCUAGCUCUCCAGUACCUCAACCGUGGGUUCCCUCCUCCGUUCAUAAGCUCAACUAGCCAGCUCGUCCAAAUACAUUAAAUCUUUUCGUUAAUGCGCAGAAUCCCUGCUCAUGUUUCUCUGCGUCUGAUUCUUGCAGCACUCGAAAAGGGUCAGGCGGCCGUAUCUGAAGAGUCACUGAAUGAGAAGCACGAGAACUUGACUGUGCAAUCGCUUGAGCUAUCGUCCAGAGGAGAGCGAUUCCGUGGUAACCAACCAUUCGUCCGAUGCCCCGUGUAGAAGGUUUAUUUUUCCGCCAUCUGUUGUCACCUCUAAUCGAGCUUUGAGAUUUGUCUGCGGACAGGGAAGAGUGAUGAUAAGGCAUCUGUUCCCAAGGGAGCCGGAGGCUUAAAUCCGGACAGGAAAGGGAUGGUUCUUCCUUUUGUCCCCCUUUCCAUGGAGUUUGAGGACAUCAGAUAUUCGGUCGACAUGCCAGCGGUAAGCAUCGUUCUAUUUAGAAGCACGUUCAUUGACAAGUUAUGUAAGAAUAUUCUCACGAGUGAAGAGAGAGAUGAAACCUUUUGAUUGAUGUUCCUCGCAGGAAAUGAAAACGGAAGGUGUUGUAGCCGACAGAUUGGAGCUUCUGAAGGGCGUGAGCGGAUCCUUCCGACCAGGAGUUCUCACAGCUCUAAUGGGAGUCAGCGGCGCCGGAAAGACGACGCUGAUGGACGUACUGUCUGGGAGAAAGACGGGAGGACAUAUCGAAGGGAGCAUAACCAUAUCCGGGUACCCCAAGAAGCAGGAGACGUUCGCUCGCAUAUCUGGUUACUGUGAGCAGAACGAUAUCCACUCGCCACACGUCACCGUCGGCGAGUCGCUCCUGUACUCUGCCUGGCUGCGUCUACCGGCCGAGGUCGACUCCAACACGAGGAAGGUACAAGGAUACGUUGGAGAUAUGUAUCUUCGUGUUUGUAUUGUGGAAUCGUGGUGAUAAACCUCGCUCCUGCAACUAUCGGGUGGGUGGGCAGAUGUUCUGCGAGGAGAUCAUGGAGCUCGUGGAGCUGACACAGUUGAGGGAAGCGCACGUUGGGCUGCCCGGCGUCAGUGGCCUCUCGACGGAGCAGAGGAAGAGGCUGACUAUCGCCGUCGAGCUCGUCUCCAACCCGUCCAUAAUUUUCAUGGACGAGCCCACCUCUGGUCUUGAUGCUAGGGCGGCCGCCAUCGUCAUGAGAACGGUGAGGAAUACCGUUGAUACAGGAAGGACAGUCGUGUGCACCAUUCAUCAGCCCAGCAUAGACAUAUUCGAAGCUUUCGACGAGGUAACGAGACUUUCUUCAGCAUUCUUCCGACAUUUCUCACGGAUUCUCUCUCUAGACUUCAUGCUCUCAGUUUGCCUGCAGCUCUUCCUGAUGAAGCGGGGAGGAGAAGAGAUAUACAUUGGUCCGCUGGGACGCCAAUCUUGCGAGCUGAUCAAGUACUUUGAGGUGACAUUUCGGCGAUAACAGCUUCCGUUUCCCCUCUCUUUUGGGUAAUGCGGCUUCUUUGAAAAACGGUAUUAUUGACGAUAUGACUGUGAAUCAUUGUUCGUAGGGUAUCCAUGGAAUUAUCAAGAUCAAAGACGGUUACAACCCCGCGACAUGGAUGUUGGAGAUGACGACUCUGGGACAAGAAGACGUUCUUGGUGUCAGUUUCAGCGAGUUAUAUAAGAACUCGGAGCUUUACCAGUGAGUAGAUGAUAUAUCUCCCGUUUCCUGUUCCGAUCGAAUCGUAAGAUAACUCGGGAUUAAAACAUACGUGAUCCUACUCCGCUCAUCUUUGGCUUGAGUGGACGACCUAAUUCUGCGGCAUUAUAACCUGUUGAUGCCAAUGGCAGGAGGAACAAGAGUCUAAUAAGGGAGCUGAGCGUGCCUGCUCCCGGUUCGAGCGACCUUGACUUCCCCACACAGUAUUCACGGACCUUCUUCACGCAGUGCAUGGCUUGCCUGUGGAAGCAGCAUCUGUCGUACUGGCGGAAUCCUUCUUACACUGCCAUGAGGCUUUUCUUCACGACCGUCAUCGCCUUGUUGUUCGGCACAAUCUUCUGGGGAUUGGGAUCCCGAAGGUAACCUAAUCUAACCUAACCUAACCUAACGUAACUUAACCUAACCUAACCAGCUUACACGGUUUGAUAUGUGCGCAUAUGCCAUUAGAUUUUUUGAGAGACAUAAAAGUCCAAAUCAGUCGGAAGUCAGACUUAUAUCGAUCGAUCUUAAAUUUUACAGCCCAAUUCCUUGCAUGGCUGUACUCGAUUCUUUCGAUGUAAUUAAUCUUCCGGUGUGCUUCUGUUUUUCUAGCAUGAUUCAAAUCUUGGAAAUGUUUGGUUUCAGGGAGAAGAAACAGGAUCUGUUUAACGCCUUGGGUUCCAUGUACUGCGCUGUCCUGUUCAUAGGGAUACAAAACGCGCAGACAGUUCAGCCAGUGGUCAGCGUCGAAAGAACAGUAUUCUACCGGGAGAUAGCUGCCGGGAUGUACUCGGCUUUACCGUACGCGUUUGGCCAGGUGAAUUAUGAGCUAAGAAAAACCUUUCGAGAUCCUCCUCCUCGCCAGUGUGGAGCCCUUCUUUGCUCACCACGCUCCAUCGGGUAUCUCGCAGGUGGUGAUCGAGCUGCCAUACAUCCUACUUCAGGCCGUGGUGUACGGGCUCAUCGUCUAUGCAAUGAUCGGGUUCGAGUGGACGGCGGCCAAGUUCUGCUGGUACAUCUUCUUCAUGUACUUCACCUUCCUCUACUUCACCUUAUCCGGGAUGAUGGCCGUGGGGAUGACCCCCAACCACAACGUCGCUGCCAUCGUCUCCGGCGCCUUCUACGGCAUAUGGAACCUCUUUUCCGGCUUCUUGAUCCCCCGACCGGUGAGCACCUCCUGUCCUCCAUGGCCUCUCUCCGUGCGGGACCCUUCUGCUCACGCCUCUCUCUGUCUCUCUCGUUCGCAGAGGAUUCCCAUCUGGUGGAGAUGGUACAGUUGGGCUUGCCCCAUGGCGUGGACUCUCUAUGGCCUGAUCGCCUCGCAGUUCGGGGACAUUUCGGCGAUCGUCGAGGAUGAGCCAGUGGACGUGUUCCUAAAGAACUACUUUGGCUUUGAACACGACUUCUUGUGGGCGGUGGCGACGGCGGUUGUCGCCUUCAGCGUGCUUUUCGCGUCCAUCUUCGCCUUCAGCAUAAAGACCUUAAAUUUCCAGAAGAGGUAG